Molecule: messenger RNA, 978 nt
Organism: Grus americana (Whooping crane)
Lineage: Eukaryota; Metazoa; Chordata; Aves; Gruiformes; Gruidae
Product: survival motor neuron protein 1-like
Exons: 6
Coding region: 23-772 (249 amino acids)
Biological process (GO): mRNA processing
Cellular component (GO): nucleus; cytoplasm
Molecular function (GO): RNA binding
Source: RefSeq, a predicted model, not a curated record
GUGGGGCCGCCCGCACCGGGUCAUGGCUGAGAGCGCCCUGGGGCCGUGGGGUCCCGACGGUGCCGGCUCCGACGCGGGGCUCCCCGCUCCGCCGGGCGGCCCGUCCUGGGGGAAGGCGGCGAUCCCGGGGGUGGCCCCGCUCCGCUCCCCCCGCACGUCCUUCCCCCAGGAUGCUCCGGACGAGGGGUCGGACGGCGGCUCCGAGACCUCCACCUCGAGCGUGACCCCCAGCGAGGAGGAGGAAGGCCACCAGUGGGGGGUGGGCGACGCCUGCAUCACCGCCUGGGCAGGGGACGGGCUGCUGUACCCUGCCCGCCUGCGGGCGCUGCACCCCACCACCGGCACCUGCCUGGUGGAGUUCGACGGCUAUGGUAAUACUGAAGAGCGGGUGCUGGCCGAUAUCCUGCCCCCCCGACCUGGGCACUGGGGUGGGAGCGACACCCCAGGGGGCGAGGGUCCCCAUGCAGAGUCCCACCAGCUGAGCACCCUGUCGUUGUGGGAGCUGCCCCCAGGUGUGAGGAGGAGGAAGGGCGAGCAGGGGUCCUGCUCCCCCUGGUCCCCUGAAGUGAUGCCCCCACUGUGGCCCUCGGCCCUACUGCAUUCUUUGUGGGAGGAAGAGAAGGAGGAGGAUGCCUUGACUGCGAUGCUGAUAGCCUGGUACAUGAGCGGGUACCACACUGGCUUCUACAUGGGCCUCCGGGAAGGCCGGGCGGAGGCUGCCAAGCCCCCCCUGAGGCAGGGCCACAGGCAGAAGAAGCUCCUACACAGCUAGGAGGGCAGCUGGAUCUGCCAGGCAGUGCCGUGCUCCUGCUCCCCCCUCGCUUGCGGAGGGGGCUGCUCCCCCCGGGGGGGUCCUGGCUGCAGGGACAGGGGCAGCAGCCUUCCUCUACCCCGGUCAGCUCUGCAUCAGAGCCUUGGCUGAGGAGGGGCUGCAGCACUCUUCUGUCCCCCCAUUCCCUUCUUUGGAAUAAAGCUGUU